Molecule: messenger RNA, 1204 nt
Organism: Ipomoea nil (Japanese morning glory)
Lineage: Eukaryota; Viridiplantae; Streptophyta; Magnoliopsida; Solanales; Convolvulaceae
Exons: 2
Coding region: 190-1089 (299 amino acids)
Source: RefSeq, a predicted model, not a curated record
AUUGGUGUAAUAUCCAGAAGCAGAUUCGAGAAAGAUCUAUAUAGAUUUUCGUCCAUGUCAGUCAUUGUCUUGUAGAAUCUUCUUCCUUACACAUACGCCGGAGAAGAAGAAGAAGAAGAAGAGGAAGAAGAAGAAGAAGAAAAUUUCCACAUUUCUUUGUCCACAGAAUUGAGAAUCCUCCUUUCAUCAAUGUCGCCCAAAGUUCCACCUGCUUCACUGCACGCUCUCGACACCUGUACAUUCCAACUGCACAAUUGGAGGCCCUUUCAGAUUCACACUCGACCCCCAGACUCCGAUCCACCUAAGCUCUACUCCAUUCACACCAAUGGCUUCCUUAACAAGCGCCCUUGUCGUGCGGAUCGGGCUACGUCGUUUCCGUUCGACGCCAUCGACUUCUCCAAGCUCAGCUUGUUCGACGACGACCGCCCUCUAUCUGCCCAUAAGCGCGGCGGGCUCCGCUGGCGCGCUCGGAAGCGCCGCCGCCGCGGCGGGUCGCGAUCGGGCAGCGAUCGAAGUGGGACCCGACGGCGGUGUUGUUCCGUCGGGGCGUCGGCGGCCAAUGGGACCUGCUCUGAUUUCCUUGUCGCGGCGGGGACGGACUCGAGUGGGGAGUUGUUUGUGAUUGGGGAUACGAAUUGGGCGUCGGAUGUUAGCGAAGCAGUCAGGAAUUCGAGGCAAGAGAGGGAACAUGGGAGCGCAGAUAAGGAGAAUUUGAGCUUCGCCUUGCAAAAUGGAAACUUUGACAGUCUGGGGUUUGAAUCGGGCUAUGGAAGUGAACCGGGUUAUCGAGGCGAUGCCGAGUUAGGAUACGGUGAUGAGUUCGAUGAAGAAGAGGAUGAUCAGCGGAUCUUAUUCUGGUGCCAUGAAUUUGGAGGUAUGUAUUGUUGUCAUCUACAAGAGGAGUUUGACAGGGAGAAGCCUCUUUCUUUAACCUUUUCUUUCUGUGUGAGUAUUUCAGAGUACUUUGAGAUUUUGAGUCUUAAUACUUUGCAGAGUGGCUCUGAUUACAGGGGCUUUGCUUCAACAAGUCAUGUAAGUAACUGGCUGCCACAUUCUAAUCUUUGUUGUUGUAUAGAUAAUAUAGCAUGAUAUGUACAUUUGGUGUUGCCAAAAGUGAGUGAGGGAUGUUGUACAUGCUUUUCUUUAUAAAAAAACAUCUUUUCUUGCCUGCCGCCAAUAGAACAGCAUCAUCUAGGUGAUUCAA